Molecule: messenger RNA, 3669 nt
Organism: Artibeus jamaicensis (Jamaican fruit-eating bat)
Lineage: Eukaryota; Metazoa; Chordata; Mammalia; Chiroptera; Phyllostomidae
Gene: DHX35
Product: DEAH-box helicase 35
Exons: 22
Coding region: 13-2124 (703 amino acids)
Cellular component (GO): catalytic step 2 spliceosome; intracellular anatomical structure
Molecular function (GO): RNA binding
Source: RefSeq, a predicted model, not a curated record
UUUCACCCCAGCAUGGCUGCGCCCAUGGGACCAGUGAAGUUCUGGCGACCGGGUACAGAGGGACCAGGUGUCAGUAUCUCUGAAGAGAGACAAAGCGUAGCGGAAAACUCUGUGACAACCGUUGUUUACAACCCUUAUGCCGCCCUUUCUAUAGAGCAGCAGAGGCAGAAGCUGCCGGUGUUCAAGCUUAGGAAUCAUAUAUUAUACCUGAUAGAAAACUACCAGACGGUGGUGAUCGUUGGAGAAACAGGAUGUGGGAAGAGCACGCAAAUUCCCCAAUACCUCGCAGAAGCUGGCUGGACCGCGGAAGGAAGAGUUGUGGGAGUGACCCAGCCUCGAAGAGUGGCUGCCGUGACGGUCGCAGGCAGAGUGGCUGAUGAGAGGGGCGCGGUGCUGGGCCACGAGGUGGGCUACUGCAUCCGCUUUGAUGACUGCACGGACCCACUGGCCACCAGAAUUAAGUUUCUCACUGAUGGAAUGCUGGUCAGGGAAAUGAUGGUUGACCCUUUGUUAACAAAAUACAGUGCCAUCAUGCUGGAUGAAGCCCACGAAAGGACCUUGUACACGGACAUUGCCAUCGGCUUGCUGAAAAAGAUUCAGAAAAAGCGAGGGGAUCUUCGACUGAUCGUGGCUUCAGCCACCCUGGACGCGCAGAAAUUUCGGGAUUUCUUUAAUCAGAAUGAAACCAGUGACCCCACCAGAGAUACGUGUGUGACCCUCACAGUGGAAGGGCGGACGUUUCCAGUGGACGUCUUUUAUCUACAAAGUCCUGUUCCAGAUUAUAUCAAAUCCACUGUAGAAACUGUGAUGAAAAUUCACCAGACGGAGGGAGAUGGAGACAUAUUAGCAUUUCUUACUGGCCAGGAGGAGGUAGAAACCGUGGUGUCCACGCUGAUCGAGCAGGCUCGAGCUCUGGGUCGGACAGGGAUGAAGAGACACCUCCGGGUUCUCCCUAUGUACGCAGGGCUGCCUUCCUUCGAGCAGAUGAAAGUCUUCGAAAGGGUGUCGCACAGUGUCCGAAAGGUGAUAGUGGCCACCAAUGUGGCAGAAACCUCCAUCACAGUCAGCGGGGUUGUGUAUGUGAUCGACUGUGGCUUCGUGAAACUCCGGGCCUACAACCCCAGGACAGCCAUCGAGUGCUUGGUGGUGGUCCCAGUGUCCCAGGCAUCGGCCAACCAGCGAGCAGGACGUGCUGGCCGCAACCGCUCAGGAAAGUGCUAUCGCCUUUAUACAGAGGAAGCCUUUGACACGCUGCCCGCAUCCACCGUUCCCGAGAUGCAGCGGAGCAACCUGGCGCCCGUCAUCCUGCAGCUGAAAGCGCUGGGAAUCGACAACGUCCUCAGGUUCCACUUCAUGUCCCCCCCUCCAGCACAGUCGAUGGUUCAAGCGUUGGAGUUACUCUAUGCCCUGGGAGGUCUGGACAAAGACUGCCGCCUAACCGAGCCGCUUGGCAUGAGGAUAGCGGAGUUUCCUCUGAAUCCCAUGUUUGCGAAAAUGCUGCUGGAGUCAGGAAAUUUUGGCUGUUCUCAGGAAAUUCUCAGCAUUGCAGCCAUGAUGCAGAUCCAGAACGUCUUCGUGGUCCCCUCGAACCAGAAGUCUCAGGCAAUUCGAGUGCACCGAAAGUUUGCCGUGGAGGAAGGCGAUCAUCUCACUAUGCUCAACGUGUAUGAAGCGUUUAUCAAGCACAGCAAGAACUCGCAGUGGUGUCAGGAGCACUUCCUCAAUUACAAGGGGCUGGUCAGAGCUGCCACGGUACGAGAGCAACUGAAGAAGCUCCUCGUCAAGUUCCAGGUGCCCAAGAAAUCGAGUGAAGGCGAUCCAGAUCCGGUUCUGAGGUGCAUCGUUUCGGGAUUCUUUGCAAAUGCGGCGAGGUUUCAUUCUACCGGAGCUUACAGGACUGUCCGUGACGACCAUGAGCUGCACAUCCACCCGGCCUCAGUCCUCUAUGCGGAGAAGCCGCCUCGCUGGGUUAUCUACAAUGAAGUCAUACAAACCUCCAAGUAUUACAUGAGAGACGUGACCGCUAUCGAGUCCGCCUGGCUGCUGGAGCUGGCUCCGCACUUCUACCAACAAGGAACGCACCUGUCCCUAAAAGCCAAACGGGCCAAGGUCCAGGACCAGUGAGCAGAGCUGGGCUGCGGCCACGGGGGCUGCGUGGGACCCUCUUCUCUGUGCUGCUGCUCUAGCUCUGAGUGAGGGACGGCGAGCUGUCCUCGGCUCCCGUGGAACCUUUAGCUGUUUUGACCGGGGCUGCCUCCUGUGUGUUAGCCCCUUCUUCCCACUCCCCUCCGCGUCUGCACUCCUUGCUGGGAUUGCGGAGGAGUGUGUGCGGGCAGGCGCCCUGCCACACGGCACCCAGCAGAGCGGGAGUUGGCAGGGCUUUGCUCAUUGGUCAGUCGGCAGGCUCACUGGGCCAGCAUGCCUCUUCCAACGGGCAGUCUGUCCUGGCCUAGCUUAACGGGGAACGAGGGGGAAAGUUAGCCAGUCCGCCUGCAGCAGCUUGCUGCCCCGAGAGUUUGCUGGGCUGGCCUUGCUUUCCCCGGAGGGGCCACGGCUGUGCGGACCAGCGAGGCCAGCUGGUAGGUGGGAGUAAGUGUGUGUCCACAGAGGGGCGCAACCCGGGAAAUACUGUGGAUUUCUGCCAGAGUCACCACGGGGCCUGUCUGGCAGCACAGGGUCUCCCCAAACCAAGGGGCUUCUUCUGGUUUCCCUUUUGCCCGAGUCUGUCUGCGGGCAGAAGACUCGCAAGGACGGCUGAGCGACAGAGAGGACUGGUGCGCCGUCGUCUGUUAGCACAGGUUUCCCUGUUUUGCAGGGGCCCAGCCUUCUCUGCCCACAGCAUCACCAGCUGACAGCUCCGCCCGUCGGGCCCCCGAGCAGGAACGCACAUCAGCGUAGAGGCGCAGAGCCUCUGUAGCUCAGGAACACGCCCUGUACCUCUGUGUUUGACCGUUGCCACAUCCGUGGAGAACCGGCGGCCCCCUCAGCGGGCGCUGGUCACGUCGCUGGUCACGUCGCUGCCCGGCUCCUUCGCUCCGGUGUUCGCUCUUCAGCUGUGACCAGUCAGACUUUGUCCCCGUCCUGUUCAGUGACAUUUAUUUCAAAACCACGUAGCUCGAAAUUUAUUUUUGUACCGGUCUUAGUUUGUACGUGCCACUUUGGCACCAAAUGCAUAUGUCAUUUUUAUUUCCAUUUUAUAAAUGUGUUAAUAGCAGUGAUAACUUGUUAACAAUAGCAGACCUUUAUACCUAAAGUAAAUGUACUCCCUCCCAUCCUGGUUCCCAGGGAGGAAGGUGACCCAGCGGGAGGAGCAUCAGAUUUGAGUGACGGGUGGUAACAUGGGUUUCUGCACAGUUGGCACUCUAACACGUGCCUAGAUGGCACCCCAGGCCCACUCCGUGCCCCCAAAGCACUGUGAUCAGAGUGUUUGGAAUUGGACUCCCAGCAGGUUCUGGCGGGGCCACCAAUGUCGGUCGGCGGCCCGCUGACAGUUAUCCAGACCCCUCCCAAAAUGAAGAACAUGCAGUAACGGGCACUCCAUGGCGCUCACAAUUACUCCACAUAAAAGACCAUCCUCUAGCCUGUUUUUGGUGUGAAAACGUUCCUUCUUUUAAUGAUGGUAGUUUUAAAAAAUGUUUUCCUUGGGAAAAUAAAAUACUGACAAUCUUG